Messenger RNA from Theobroma umbraticum, 367 nucleotides. NCBI's taxonomy places the organism in Eukaryota, Viridiplantae, Streptophyta, Magnoliopsida, Malvales, Malvaceae. The record is from RefSeq and is a predicted model, not a curated record.
UUAAAAGAAAGGUUUUUGAGGAUGAGGAGACAUGGACACUUGCUGUCCUUGGCCUCGUUCGGAUGCCGAGACUAGACCCAAGGCCUCACUUUCGGCAGAUGUAUGGAAUGCCAAUCUCCACCUGGAGAACUUUGGGAACACAUAUUUGGGUGGUAGGAUUUGCUCACUGAAUGCGACACUUGGGUUCUUGUUCAUCAUUCCUUACGCCACUGGAGAUCAACCGUCCAAAUCUGGAGUAGUGGUGAAUCUUGACAUGUUUAUCCAUUUUGUGGAAAGGCAGUAUACCACCACCAUCAACAAGCACUUCUGUCUCAAUCGAACACCAGAUUUCAUAACUGUAAAGAAUUAUGCAGAGGGCACAAGAUGA